CAGGGCCUGAGACAGAUGGGACAGCAGGCCACUCUGCAGCCACUCUAACCGGCUCACCUCAGAGCACUCGGCAAAACAAGACAAAAGAAACAUAGGACAGAGAAAAGACCCACAACUCCAUGAAGAAAGAAACACAUCUUUUCUAAUUUUCUGACGUAGAGAAUUUCAGAAAAACUGGAACCUUCUGACGAGGACAGAUAUUUGCAAAAACUGACUUAAGGAUGCAGGACGGGAGUUGGAAUGACACACCCCCCCUCUCUCUGUUGAUGAAAGAUGCGUGUCCUCCAGGGGGCGUGUCUUUGGAGGGGGAUGGGGGCAUGCUUUCGUUGCCACCUCUUGAUGGCGAGGUUUACUUGGACUCAAUAGCUGAACUAGAGAGUGGGGACGGGGACUUUCCAGAACUUUCUGCUUUCCUGAGCCAGGAUGAGAUAAGCCUCAGUCUGGACCUGGCUCGAGAAGCCAUGAGUGACGCAGGUGACCCAAAUGACCAAGAUGAACCCCCCGUUCCCACAGAGCACCUGUCCCUUAACUCAGAAACCAAAGACCUCGUUCUCCCAGAUUCAGCAUCUCAGUCAACUGAUGCUGCAUCAGGUAAAGUCAGAUCCAAUCAGAGCAUGCCGCUCAGCAGGUCUAACCAGCUCUGCACUACUCCUGAAUCACCCGAAAAAUUUGUCUGCCAAAAAUCCAUCACACCAGUAUAUAAGCAGGACCGUCCCCGGCUGGUCCACGGAGGCCUGGAGCUCAACGAACGAGCUACUUCAGCUACUGAGUUCUGCAGCCGAGCUGCUACCUUCAUUGAAGAGCUCUCUUCAAUCUUCAAAGGCUCCACACGUGUGGACCAGCAAGGUGAUGAAGACUUCUCUUCACCUGACAGUGGCUACUUGUCUCCAAGGAGCCAGCGGCUGGCCAUGCAGCAGGCUCAGCCACCUUCAUCCUCUUCAUCUUCCUCUGAGCCCCAGCAGGAAGGUAUGCACCAGGUGCGGGCUGAUGUUGGGUCAGAUGACCAGGGUCAAGGGGUUAGUCUAGAUGGACCCAAGAGUCCUCCACGCUUCACCCAGAAACUGAAGAGCCAGGAGGUGGCAGAAGGAAGCCCUAUCCGCCUUGAAUGCAGAGUGUCUGGAAACCCCCUUCCACUAGUCAGGUGGUUUUGUGAGGGGCGGGAGCUGCACCACUGCCCUGAUAUCCAGAUCUGUCGUGAUGGUGACCUGCACACUCUGGUGAUAACUGAAGCAUUUGAAGACGACACCGGCAGGUACACCUGUGUAGCUUCCAACUCGCUGGGAGCAGACAACACCUCUGCAGAGGUCUAUAUAGAAGGUGCUUCUUCUUCAGACUCAGAAGGUGAAGGAUCUGUGUCAAAGUCUAGGUCCGGAGCCAUGCCACAGGCAAAGAAGAAAACCAGCUCAGUUUCUUUGACGAUACACACAUCGUCACCAAAGAGCCCAGAUGCCCAACCUCAUCGCUUCACACUGGUCCAGCCGCUUUCUACCACACCACAGAGAGUCCAGAGUCCAGUUUCUUCACUCUAUGCUGGUGAUGGUCCUGUUAAAGCGCCCCCUACCUUUACUAAGAUGUUGCAGGACACGCAGGCAUCUGAAGGUCAGGUGGUGGUUCUGGAGUGCCGGGUGAGAGGUAGUCUUCCUCUGCAGGUUCAGUGGUUUCGAGAGGGCCAGGAGAUCCAGGACUCCCCUGACUUCCGCAUCCUGCAGAAGAAGCCAAGAUCAGCAGCAGAACCCGAGGAAAUCUGUACGUUGGUGAUUGCAGAGGCAUUCCCUGAAGACGGAGGUCUGUUUUGCUGCACUGCAACCAACCAAUACGGCUCAGUUAAUAGCACGGCACAACUCACUGUCGCCCCAGUUGCUGAAGAGUUAUCCAGCAAUGGCGUAUCUGAGGAUGACAGUGUGUUUGAGGACAACCAAUCAUUCCCGCCUCCACCCCCUCCACCAACUGAGAUUAGUUUGUUGGAAGUCCCACCCAAAACUCUGCCGAGUGCUGAGGCCUUCCAGAUCAAUGAGCUGGAGAUCUGGCCCAGCGUCACUGCGCUGCCUGUUCAGGUCUCUGCAGAUGAAGAGCCUCAGGAAAGUUUUCCUGACAAACCUCUACAAAAUGGUCAGGCCUUAAACAAGUCACCAGAUGAGAGUCUACAGUCACCUUCAAGUGUGAAGGAAACAACGGCUCCACCUCCAUCGCCUUCAGCAGUUAAGGCUCCACCUCUCCCCACCAAACCCAAACCUAAACUAUCAAAUGAGCAAGCAGAUGACCUCUCAAAUGAAAGAAACGCGGCACAACUGAAGCAACUUCAAGAUCAGAUCCUUCUUGAGCAGCAACAGCAGCUUCCCCCUCCUCAGGAAGUCCCGCCUCCGCCUCCGUCUCCGCCUCUCCCACCUCCUCCUUCCUUCCAGGAGCUGGAGAGUAGCACCAUGCAGACAAGCACCUUCAACUAUGCCCGGCCCAAGCAGUUCAUCGCUGCUCAGAGUCCCACAACAAGCGGGGGACCGAUGGGAUACAGCACACAGUCCUCUACCUCCUCGAGCUCCAGUCCGCUGUCCCCCACAACGCCCCACAAACCCUUCAGCCGCGUCUCCCUUCCGCUCUUCCAGCAGCAGCCAUCACUGUCCAAAGGAAGCAGCGUGGAGUCUCCCAGCUCGCCUUCUUUCCCACCGCCCCCUCCGCCCUUUCUCAGCUCCAGCACUCUAUCCUCUCCUGCUGGCUUGCCACAAGACUUCCCUCCUCCACCUCCACCGCCUCCUCCACCUGUCACGUCAAGCCCCACUCGCUCAGACACCUCCUCGCCCUUCACGUCCACUCCACAGUCCCCAGCCGGGUUUCUGGUGUCGGUGCUUCCAGCCACACCACCUCCACCACCAGUGAAUGCAUUGGGGCUGCCCAAGGGUAACGGCACAGUGGCUUUGCCACGUAAGAGUACACCCCGCACGCCACGCACCAUCUCUGAUUCAGAUAUCCAGGGCACCAAAGAUGCUGUCAUACAAGACCUGGAGAGAAAACUACGCUUCAAAGAGGAGAGGCUCAGCAAUGGACAGCAGAGGUUAACCUAUGAGGAGAAGAUGGCUCGCAGACUGCUGGGUGCUGACAAUGCUGCCACAGUGUUUAACACACAGCAGGUGGAGGAGGAGCCAGUCACACAGGAAGGCAGCUCAGCUGACUCAGAGUCUGUCCCUCAAAAGGAGUAUAAAGUGUCCAGCUUCGAGCAGCGGUUGAUCAGCGAGAUCGAGUUCCGGCUGGAGCGCUCGCCUGUGGAGGAAUCUGACGAUGACGUUCAGCAUGAUGAAGACACUCCCGGAGAGGUCGCACCGUUCUUCGAUCAGAAGCUCAAGCAUUACAAGGUCUUCGAAGGAAUGCCUGUGACCUUCAGCUGCAAGGUCAUCGGAGACCCAAAGCCAAAGGUGUACUGGUUUAAGGACGGAAAGCAGAUCUCAAAGCGCAGUGAACACUACCGUAUCAGUCGUGAUCCAGACGGCACAUGUUCCCUGCACACAGCGGCUGCCUCGCUAGAUGAUGAUGGGAACUACACCGUUAUGGCAGGCAACCCAGCGGGGAGAGUGAGCUGUACUGGAAGGAUGAUGGUCCAGGCUGUGAACCAAAGGGGGAGAAGUCAGCGCUCCACACCUGGACACAUCCGCAGACCACGCUCAAGGUCCAGAGACAGCGGUGAUGAGAAUGAGAAUAUUCAGGAACGUCACUUCCGCCCUCAUUUUCUGCAGGCCCCCGGUGACCUUAUUGUGCAGGAGGGUAAACUCUGCCGCAUGGACUGCAAGGUAAGUGGCCUGCCAACUCCUGACCUCAUCUGGCAGCUGAAUGGCCAGACCAUCCGUCCAGACUCCUCCCACAAGAUGCUGGUGAGGGAGAACGGGGUUCACUCAUUGGUCAUCGAGCCUGUCACUAGCAGAGAUGCAGGAGUUUACACGUGCAUCGCCAGCAACAGAGCUGGACAGAACUCAUUCAACCUAGAGCUCAUUGUUGCAGCCAAAGAGAUGCAUAAAGCUCCAUGUUUCAUUGAGAAACUCCAGAACACAAGUGUGGCUGAGGGUCACCCAGUGCGUCUAGAGUGCCGUGUGUCUGGAGUCCCGUUCCCACAGAUCUUCUGGAAGAAAGAGAACGAGUCCUUCACUCAUAACACAGACAGGAUAAGCAUGCACCAGGACAACUUUGGUUACCUCUGUAUGAUCAUCCAGCCGGCUCUGAAGGAAGACGCAGGCUGGUACACAGUUUCAGCUAAGAACGAAGCUGGCAUCAUCUCCAGUACGGCACGUCUCGACGUACACGCCCAGUGGCAGCAGACUCACACCCCGAAGCCCAAGAAGGUGCGUCCAUCAGCGAGCCGCUACGCCGCUCUGACAGAACGGGGUCUGGACGUGAAGGCAGCCUUCUUCCCAGACUCCAGUCCUCUUCUUCCCGGCACCCUAGUGGAGAGUGAUGACCUGUAGAGACUAGCAUGGAGGAUCUGACCUUCGAACCCCAAUCCCAUGAUCCAGCAUACUCUAUAAUCCCCACCCAUUUCCCAACAAAACCCUCUUGCUGGGGUCAGAUGAAAAAGUGAUCGAUUGACUUUGAGUAGCGAUGGAGGAAGCUGCUAAGCAUUUCCUCAGAGAUUUUGAUUCUUGGUAUUAAAACAACUUCUCCGCCUGAGGAGGACCAUUUGCUUUACUUUUAUUUCAGUAUUUCAGUUUUCUGAGGGUAAGUGAUGUGGGUGCUUAAGUGAGGUCAUAUCCUGCUUGUAAACAGACUUGAUGGUUCGCUGGUGCACUUACACACACACACACACACACACACACACCAGCACGUGCUUUGAGGAAGGAGGUAGUUUACCGAUGAUCACCUUGUUUUUCAUCUCUAGAUUUCACAAGUGCCUAAGAAAUAUUUAAUUUUAAAAUAAAAAUAAUAAAAAAAAAUCUAUUCAAAUAACUAGCAUCUAGCUGUGCAUGUUACUACGGUGCCAACAUGUAACACUUUUUAUGUAUUUAGUUAUAAUGCCUUAGAUUAUAUUUAUGAAACGCUGGAGGAGAUCUUCCUCUCCAGCACAGGAAAUAGGACUUUUUUUGGGUGGUUGGGGGGGCUGGUUCUCUGGAUGUAGGGAAACAGGGCUGUGUAAAGAUGGACACCCCUAAAACUCCAUGGACCUCAUCGUCCCUGGAGCUUCAGGGUCCUUGAGAUCCAGCAUAUUGAUCAGACGCACACUGCCAUACAUAGACGCCGCGUCUGGAUCUCGGCUCCAAUCCAGAGAUGUCGCACAAGGCCGGGCCUUAAUGAUCUUUUCCCACCCUGUCUUUUUUUAGGCGAGAUUAAAAGUGGAGACUGAUAUGUCAUUAACUUGAGUGAUGAGAUUUUUGUACGUUUUGGCUGACUGACAGGUUUGGACAGUUUGUUGUGUUUCCAUGGAAGUGAGAGUAAUGAGGAAUGCCUCUGAUGGAAGUACAGGAAACAGAAUUGACGCAGGCAUGUUUGUGGAGGAUGGGCUGAUUGUGGAAGAAGGCGAGAUUUAUACGAGUAUUAUUGAUUUUAAUGAUGAUGGUGCAUGGAAUGAGAUGGUAAUGCUUUGACAGGUAGGCUUCAGUUUUCAGGUUUGGAAUUACAGAAACGUGCAAAAAUGCAAUACUGUUUUUAUAAAUUAUAUUUCAUCGGCUUUUUAAGUAACUCAAACAUAUUCCUUCUUCGUAACGCAUUCGUAAUAUUAGCUUUGAUCAGUCGAGUAUCAAAUACUCAGUUCAAAUAGUUUAGCCAUCAUCUCACACACCUUUGCAACGUAUAUACAAAACAAUAUAGCAUAACAAUAUACACAUGUAAGCCUGUGAUUUGCAUAUGUUUUUUUUCUUGCACAGCUGUUGAUCCUACAAAUAGACAGAUUUUAGGAGGUUCUUACUUUGCAAUAUUUUCUGUUUUCCAUGCCAAGCUGUGCCUGUAUACAGACUGUUCUCCUUAUUCUCUUCUGGUUUAUGAAUAGUACAAUAAAUAAACGUCUCUGAAAUUGA
Messenger RNA from Cyprinus carpio (common carp), 5987 nucleotides. Its product is annotated as palladin. Lineage: Eukaryota; Metazoa; Chordata; Actinopteri; Cypriniformes; Cyprinidae. The record is from RefSeq and is a predicted model, not a curated record.